AUUGUUUCCCCGGAGCGGCCAGACGGCUGGGGGACACAGGAUGGAAGAGCUAAUAGGAGUAUCUAACAGGACAUGCGGACGGGCUGAUUUCUUCUAAUAUUUCACGUGCUGUGUGUGACGGUGUGAGGCCUCGCCAUGCCGCUGGUGAAGAGGAACAUCGAGCCCCGCCACCUCUGCAGAGGGGAGCUCCCAGAGGGCAUCGGCAGCGAGCUGGAGUGUGUGAUGAACAACACACUCUCCGCCAUCAUCCGUCAGCUCAGCAGCCUCAGUAAACAUGCAGAGGAUAUAUUCGGCGAGCUUUUCAAAGAGGCCAACAUUUUCUAUCUGCGAGCCAACUCUCUGCAGGACCGCAUCGACCGGCUGGCCGUCAAGGUCACGCAGCUGGACUCCACCGUGGAGGAAGUUUCCCUACAAGACAUCAACAUGAGGAAAGCCUUCAAGAGCUCCACCACUCAAGACCAGCAGGUGGUGUCCAAGAGCAGCGUGCCCAACCCCGUCAAAGAUAUUUACAAUCUGAGUGACAAGCCCCCGCCCCUCAGCAUCCUCUCAGUGUACAGGGAUGACGGGAAGGAAGCACUUAAGUUCUACACCGAUCCGUCCUACUUCUUCAACCUGUGGAAGGAGAAGAUGCUGCAGGACACCGAGGAUAAGAGGAAAGAGAAGAGGAAGCAGAAGGAGCAGAAGCGUGACGUCGACGGGACGUUACAGCGGGAGGUGAAGAAGGUCCGUAAGGCGAGGAACCGUCGGCAGGAGUGGAACAUGAUGGCUCUGGAUAAAGAGCUGAGGCCGGACCACCGACACACCAUUCACCGAGACCGAGGGGCCUCCUCUGAGGGCUCCAUGUCUCCAGAGAACAGGGGUCACGGUGCAGAUCAGCACCACUACCCCAACAUGAUGAACCACGCCGGCCACGCCCACACCUACUCCGGCCCCCCGCCCAGCGUCCUGGCUGCGCAGAUGGCUGCGGGCCACGCCCCCCGAGGAGGUGGGGAACAUGACAUGAGAGGCAGGGCCAUGAUGGGUUAUCAGGGUGGGACACUGGGUCGUACUCACCACCACCACCACCAAAACCCACUGCCUCCUCCACCCUCUGAGGCCAUGAACGGGGGCUCCAUGUCCCUCCCACCAAUGGACUACAGCAUGGAUGGCUAUGCCAACACUGGCCCCCCUCCCCCGCCUCCUGCCCCUCUCAUCCCCUCCUCCCUCACAGCCUUCGCCUCCCCUCCCGGAGGUCCGAUGCCGAUGAUCGGCGCCGGUGGCUUCUCUCCUCCUCCCCCGCCUUUAGGUGGAGCCCAGGCGGUCCCGCCUCCCCCCGGUCCUCCUCCUCUCCCCCAGUUAGCUGGUGCUUCCCACAAGAUGUCCUCCUCUGCCCCCGCUGAGAGCGCCGCCGUCAACGACGCCCGCAGCGACCUGCUCGCCGCGAUCCGUAUGGGUAAGAGCAUCCAGCUGAAGAAGGUGCAGGAGCAGCAGGAGCAGCAGGCCAAGAGGGAGCCGGUCGGGAACGACGUGGCCACCAUCCUGUCACGGCGCAUCGCUGUGGAGUACUCGGACUCCGAGGACGACUCCGAGUUGGAGGAGAACGAUUGGUCGGAUUAACAUACACACACUCACACACACCAAUAGGAUAACCACUUAUAAUACACAUACACAAACACACACACACACACACACACACACACACACACACAAUCAAAUCUCACUUAUAGAAUGCCCACUGUACCACACUCACGGGUUACCACACACUGAAACACAAUCACAUGCUGUAGGUUGAUAUAAGCUGAAUGGUUCAAAACUGGAAAAGGGGGGGGGGUGUUCAACACUGUAAAGACACUGAUAAGAUGCCGUCAUACUCUCUGAAUCAUUAACAUGUAGUCUGUACUUCAAAGCUUUGUGAAUACACCCCAGUGGAUGUACCUGUUCUAACACUAUAUAGACACCCUGUGAAGGUGCUUAUUAUUCCAUGUAUAGUCGGAGCUUGAGAGUGUUAGAAGAAUUAGCAGCUUUUCCUCUCGAGGUAACCAAUGUACUCAUCUUUUUUUAAAUGUUUAUACUGAAACACUUGCUGUAGAAUCACCGGGCAAGACAUUAACAUUAACUGGAAGUAAAGAGGAAAUGUAAUAUUGAAUAUAAACAUGAUUGAGCAAUCGAUCAUCGCUGUGUGGGAGGGAGGGGUGGGAGGG
Messenger RNA from Eleginops maclovinus (Patagonian blennie), 2180 nucleotides. RefSeq names its product WASP family member 3b (gene wasf3b). Bases 136 to 1596 code for a protein of 486 amino acids. Gene Ontology annotation, biological process: positive regulation of Arp2/3 complex-mediated actin nucleation; actin cytoskeleton organization. NCBI's taxonomy places the organism in Eukaryota, Metazoa, Chordata, Actinopteri, Perciformes, Eleginopidae. The record is from RefSeq and is a predicted model, not a curated record. The transcript is spliced from 9 exons. Gene Ontology annotation, cellular component: SCAR complex; cytoskeleton. Gene Ontology annotation, molecular function: actin binding; Arp2/3 complex binding; protein kinase A regulatory subunit binding.